UGAAUGUGCUGAAAAGGACUUUAAUGAAUUUCAUAAAAAAAUAUUUAUUAUAAAGGAUCUUUUGUGAUCUUUCAGUAAGAAGUGUUAGAAUAAAGUGUAUGGGGCUUAAGAAUAAAUAAAAAAUGAAAUCAAAUAACUCUCUUAUAUGCUUCACUGUAUUAACUAUAAUACUAAGCUCCUGGUUGGUGCAAGAAAUCGGAGCUGAUUGUAUUUGGUAUGGAGAAAGCCAUAUGAUAGGAGCACAUUGGGUUAAUAAACAACCUGAAAAACCGGAACCGCAAGAACUUAAAGAUGAGGUCGCAAUUGAAAUAAUAAAAAAACGGUGUCCCGUUUUGUACGAAGAAUAUGAAAAUAAUGGCAAAAUAGAAUUAUGCUGCGAUGCAGCUCAAAUUUACACCAUGGAUGCUGGCAUGACUCAGGCAGAUGGUAUAUAUGCGCGUUGUCCAACAUGUGUGCUCAACAUGGCUUUAUCAAUUUGUUGGAUGACUUGUGGACAAAAUCAAACAGAAUUUUUAAUUCCUCUUAAUAAAGAAGAUGGAAACUAUAAGUAUGUUGCGGAAAUAGAUUAUAAAAUUGAUGAUGCCUUUUCUGAAAAAGUAUAUGAUAACUGCAAAGGCAUACAACAUACACAAACUGGACGACCUGCAUUGGAUUUGGCAUGCGGUCCCUAUAAUGCUAAAACAUGUGACCACAGGAAAUGGUACAAUUUCAUGGGAGAUCAAAGUAUAAAUGAAUUUGUACCUUUUCCAAUUAAUUAUAAAUUUUUGGAUGAAACAUCUGAGGAGGGACGAUUACUACUGUAUCCAUUAAAUUGUUCACAAUCUUACGAGAAUUCGCAUGCUUGUUCAUGUGUUGAUUGUAGUGACUCUUGUCCAAUUGGUAAUGAGCCAACCGGAUUGGAAGAUGGAUUUUUAAUAGCUGGCUUAUAUGGUGUAACAUUUAUAGUCGCUUUAGUAGUGGGCGUUCUUAUAAUCGUUUUGAUUUUCUUCGAUUUUAUGAAUAUUUGUUUGCCCAAAUGGAGUUUACCAGUAUGGUUAAGUGGAUAUAGCGGCGUAAAUAAAAUUUUGUAUAAAAUGUUUAAGGCAUGGGGCACAUUUUGCGCAAAACAUCCAGUAUUAGUUCUUGCAAUUUGUUCCUGGGUAAUCGGUGGACUUGCUUAUGGCAUAAGAUAUAUGGAAGUUAUAACAGAUCCUGUAGAGUUGUGGGCGAAUGAAGAAAGUGAUACACGCGUUAAUAAAGAUUAUUUCGAUUCACAUUUUAGUCCUUUCUAUCGGACUAACCAAAUAUUUCUCAAACCAAAAAAUACAGCUACGUUUACACACGAGACAGAAAAUAUGGUUUUGACUUUUGGACCAGCUUACGAAAAAAAUUUUAUGUUAGAAGUUUUCAGAUUACAGCAAGAAAUUGAAGAUAUCGGUUUGAACGGAGGAGUUCAAUUGCAUGAAGUUUGUUAUGCACCCGUAUUAUAUCCCGGCGAGAAGCCAACAACUGAGAAAUGCCUUGUACAAUCCGUGUUUGGCUUUUUCCAAAAUGAUUUAGAACGAUUUAAUACCGAAUAUGAAGACCAGAACGGUUACACGAUUAAUUAUCUUAAUCAUUUGGAUGAUUGCCUUAGAGUACCAAUGUUAGAAGAUUGUUUUGGUCUCUAUGGCGGCCCUAUAGAACCUAGUGUUGCAGUCGGAGGAAUGCCAAAAGUUGAUCCCAACGAAGAUCCCGACUAUCUAUUAGCAACCGGUUUGGCAUUAACAUUUCUGGGUAAAAAUCACAAUAAUGAAGCUCUUCUGGAACCAAAUUUAGAAUGGGAGAAAAACUUUAUUGAUUUGCUAAAAAAUUAUACAAACAAUUCCAUUGAAAUAGCAUUCUCAGCAGAACGUUCCAUUCAAGAUGCUAUCAUUGAACUCUCCGAGGGUGAAGUUUCAACAGUCGUAAUCAGUUACGUUGUUAUGUUUAUUUAUGUAGCAAUAGCUUUGGGAAAAAUACGUAGCUGUGUGGGAUUCUUCCGUGAAUCUAAAAUUGUAUUAGCUAUAGGUGGUAUAGUUAUCGUACUGGUAUCAGUUGUUUGCAGUUUAGGUUUCUGGGGUUAUUUAAAAGUAACAACAACCAUGUUAGCCAUUGAAGUAAUUCCAUUUUUGGUAUUAGCAGUUGGUGUUGAUAAUAUUUUCAUAAUGGUACACACCUAUCAUCGAUUAGAUCGGACUCAACAUACAACUGUAGCAGAAGCUAUUGGUGAAGCUAUAGGAUUAGUUGGACCCUCUAUUUUGCAAACUGCUGGUUCUGAAUUUGCAUGUUUUGCCAUAGGUGCCAUUUCGGAUAUGCCUGCUGUUAAAACAUUUGCUUUAUAUGCUGCUGCUGCUAUCUCCUUAGAUUUCUUGUUCCAAAUUACAGCUUUUGUUGCACUAAUGGCAUUGGAUGAACGACGUUACGAAUCAGGACGUUUGGAUCUUAUUUGCUGUGUUCGUACAUCUAAAAACGUUGAACAUGAUAAUGAUGUAGGAUUUUUAGAAAAACUAUUUAAAAACUUCUACACACCAUUCCUGUUGUCCAAACCAGUUAAAUUCAUUGUGUUGCUUAUAUUCACUAUAAUCACUUGUCUAUCAUUGAUGGUUGUACCGUCUAUUGAACUCGGCUUGGAUCAAGAAAUGUCAAUGCCAAAGGACUCGCAUGUAGUUAAAUAUUUCCGUUUUAUGUCUGAACUCCUAGCAACGGGUGCACCGGUCUAUUGGGUAAUUAAGCCAGGACUGAAUUAUACUGAAAGAGAUCAUCAGAAUUUAAUUUGUGGCGGAGUAGAGUGCAACAAUAAUUCGAUGUCUGUUAUGUUGUACACACAAUCACGUUAUCCAGAUAUCACUUAUCUUGCACGUCCGGCUUCAUCGUGGAUUGAUGAUUACAUUGAUUGGUUGAGUAUAUCGGAUUGCUGCAAAGUCAACGCAACAAGUGGUGAAUUUUGCCCUAGCAAUUCAAAAAGUGAUGAUUGUGAACCAUGCAGUCGUGAGUUCACAGAGGAUGGCCUAAGACCUUCAAGCGAAACAUUUCGCAAGUACGUACCAUUUUUCUUAUCUGAUUUAGCAGAUGCUGAGUGUGCUAAAGCUGGAAGAGCCUCAUAUGCUGAUGCGGUUAUAUAUACUUUGGAUCAAUAUGGCGAAAGUACCAUAACGGAUACAUACCUAAUGCAAUAUUCUACGACUUCAACUACUUCCAUACAAUUUUAUUCAGCUCUAAGAGAAGCGAAUAGAGUAGCUGAAGAAAUUAAUGACAUGCUUUCGAAAAAUAAUGUAGAUGCUACAGUUUUCCCAUACUGUGUAUUCUUUAUCUUCUAUGAACAAUAUUUAACAAUUUGGGAUGAUGCACUAUUUUCACUAUCUAUAUCUUUGGCAGCAAUAUUUUUGGUGACGUUCUUGAUCACUGGUUUUGAUAUUAUUUCAUCUUUAAUGGUUACAUUCAUGGUGUUGAUUAUACUUAUAAAUAUGGGUGGCAUGAUGUGGGCUUGGAAUAUAACACUAAAUGCGGUCUCUUUGGUCAAUUUAGUCGUGUGUGUUGGUAUUGGUGUUGAAUUUGUAGCACACAUUAUACGCGCCUUUAAAAAUUGUAUUGGUACCAAUCAGGAACGUGCCAGUACAGCGCUCUCAUUGACCGGUAGUAGUGUUUUGUCUGGUAUUACACUUACGAAAUUUGCUGGUAUUGCAGUUUUAGGAUUUUCGAAAUCACAAGUAUUUCAAGUAUUUUACUUCCGUAUGUACCUAGGCAUCGUGCUUAUUGGUGCAGCCCACGGUCUGAUAUUAUUACCGGUUGUACUCAGUUUAUUUGGACCUACAAAUAAACGAAAUAAAGUAGAUUCAAAUAAAAUUGAAGAAAUUAGUUAAGUUUAAUUAGCUUUGUUAGAUAGAGAAUAUGUUUAAUAUGCAAUAUGUAUAUAUAAUUUUUAAUUUUAUACUCGUAUAAUUAA
This is a messenger RNA of Teleopsis dalmanni, 3943 nucleotides long. It is a transcript of the gene Npc1b, whose product is annotated as NPC intracellular cholesterol transporter 1 homolog 1b. Gene Ontology annotation, cellular component: membrane. The record is from RefSeq and is a predicted model, not a curated record. Lineage: Eukaryota; Metazoa; Arthropoda; Insecta; Diptera; Diopsidae. Bases 123 to 3860 code for a protein of 1245 amino acids. The transcript is spliced from 11 exons.